CGGUGAGACUGAUGGAUACGGUACAAUCCGGUUUCCGCAGCCAACGGGCGAUGAUAUCACCUCGCAAGAAGCAGACGGUGCGGUGCUACAGUGGAACUUGCGAAGUCUAAUCUUGCAACAUACCGAAACCAUAACAUACCCGCCUCAAGUGAACUAUUCUACUGGGGUGUUUUGUUCGUCGUGCUGAUGCGGAAUUGUGAACACAGUGGAUCAACCUUAUCAGUUUUGCACAUUUUACCAUUCGAUCGACACCACAGCUUUUCUUUCUAUUGUGUCGCGAUCAGUGUGACAAACCAAUACCAACGACGUUUGCAACGCUGUAGCGUACAGCGCAUCCCGCAAAUGUGGGAAGUCCACGGUCAUUAGAAGAAAAGUGCUUUUAAUCCAGUUCUAAACAGUCCAGUGUAUGAAGAUAUACGUAUUAAGCAUCAGCAAAAGUUCUAUGUCGUGUUAGUUCCAGCUUCAUUUUGUGAAAUCAAUUACGAAAUCUCUCGCAACGACAGAAAUGGCAGACGAAUUCGAUGCAUGUGAAUGUUUCUGGAGUCAUGAAAUUGCUAUGAGGCGGUUGUUGUCGCUGCUUCGACAGGGCCAGUCCUAUUGCAAUGACAAUGAAUGCACCGAUCUUCCCAGUCUUCCGAACGUAACCGGUGGCACAAAUUUUAUCCUAAUCAUCAUGGCUCUGAUUUUUAUGGCCGUCAUGUACGUGAUGAGGCCAUCGUCGAUGCGACGAACGAAUGAUUUGAACAAGUCACUACCACCGCCAUCGAACGAUGGUCCGAAUAAUGAUGGUGCACCACCGUCAAUAUCCUGAAAACUAAACUCUUUCAGCUGCCAAUGAAAAGCACAACCGGACCAUCCGCAUUCGCCUCUCCCGUCCCAACGUGGUACUGGUAUGCAUCGGUUCACGGACAAACCGCAUUUCCCUUUUAGACAAUUAUCCGCAUAAUAGUACCGGCGCGAUGGGCACAAAACAACCCCCGAAGACAGCCGCCACCAUCGUUACGGCUUUUGUUUUUAACGCAAUCGUCAUUUCUUCCACAGCACGUAUAGUUCAAAUGCAAUUUGUUUGUUAUAUCUUACCCACGCUCUUGUGUCUCGCGCGUCUUAGGCGUUUGAAAGUAAAUUCCUUUUCUUUCCUGUCUCCGCAUGGGCUUCCUAGAGGCACAUGUGGCGAUUGUACAAUGUGAUUAUUUUUUUUUACAACUACUACUACCACAAGUCCUUUACAAUCGGUUAUUGUGCACGCAAAUAUUGUUUUGUUUCUUUAAUUACCUUUGUUUAAUCCUUGUUUACGCUGCAAUAAAACGAAUGUCCCAUUCAGAACGCUCUGUGCAACAUUCGCGUAAUACACUUCCCGUAUUAACUGUCCCGACAGGUGGGGGAGUGGACAGGUUCAAAUUAAGUUCAGACUUUGUUUCUUCAAAGCUGCACCUGCGCUGUGUUCCUAGGCACUAGUGAUCAGUAAAUAUUGAUGGUUAGAAAUUCUGAAUGUAUUUACACGAUACUAAAUUCAUAAGUAGCCAAAUUGAGCAACAGUUCAUUUUUUCCCAAAAAACACACAUACCACACUCGUUCAUUCUUGUUCAAGAAAAUUAUUGUCGUGUAAUUGGUAUAAAAGACAAGAUUCUAGCUGAUGAAUGGCUAGCGAUAAAUGUUCUGUCUCAUAAUGGGAAAUAAAAUUCAAAAUCCAAAUCUCGUA
Molecule: messenger RNA, 1699 nt
Organism: Anopheles funestus (African malaria mosquito)
Lineage: Eukaryota; Metazoa; Arthropoda; Insecta; Diptera; Culicidae
Product: small integral membrane protein 14
Exons: 5
Coding region: 506-811 (101 amino acids)
Cellular component (GO): endoplasmic reticulum
Source: RefSeq, a predicted model, not a curated record